Microstroma glucosiphilum is the source of this 1942-nucleotide messenger RNA. RefSeq names its product CRAL/TRIO domain-containing protein. The coding region runs from base 445 to 1683 and encodes 412 amino acids. The transcript is spliced from 2 exons. Lineage: Eukaryota; Fungi; Basidiomycota; Exobasidiomycetes; Microstromatales; Microstromataceae. The record is from RefSeq and is a predicted model, not a curated record. Gene Ontology annotation, molecular function: phosphatidylinositol transfer activity.
GGCUGGGCUCAAUCUAGAUUGCAGAAGCGAAUGCGUCCACGCCAGAAGGGGAGCUUACCAUUGAGAAUCAGCUCAGUCCUCUACCCUUGCUUAAAGGGGUCCGCUUUCAUCCACUCGACGUCGUCUACAUUUGAGAGUACCCCUCCUAUCCACAACUUCUUCAAAAGUGAUCCACAAGUCUACCCACCACGGCAACCCCUGGCGUAGGUGCGUGCCUGACUUGUUGCCCUCCUUCCACUGCCGAUCCAAGCGGCAUCCAGAGCCGAGGCCAAAGUCAAGACCAGAGAGCAACACAGCAAACGCGGCACACCAGAAGCCGAGGCAGCGACGGCACUCGUAGCACUGCUGCCACUCUCACCCUCACCGCCACGCCACGCCCCUCAAGAGCACUGGCUGUACCUGCCUGGAGUCUCACAUCUGCACCUAUAGUACCCCAUCUCCAGCAUGUCUCGCUUCCUACGAGGCCUACGUGGCACACCCGCCUCCUCGUCUGCCUCCUCGUCCACUUCUACAGCCGCAGACAGCACUGCUCCCUCUCCUCUGAGCAACUCCGCCUCCACAUCUGCCAAUACCUCUCGUCCAUCCACACCCACACACCACCUCCUCUUUGAGCCUCAUGGCCAAGUGCGGCGACGUCCUCAGGAGGAACUCUCCGCCGAGGAUCAGGCAAAGGUUCGAAGGCUGCGCGAACACAUGGAGAGGCUAGUGCAGAAUCAUUACUACAUUGACGCGGAUGGAGUCGAGGGAAAGGGGAAGAAGAGGAGAGAGGAUGGCUCCAAGGAUCCUCAGGGUCAGCUGGUGGAACAAUACUAUGAGCAGUGGGAGUAUAGGUGGCUCGAUCUAGAGCAAGGAGAGGGCAAUACCGUCAGGAGAUAUCUCAGGGCGGGUAAAGGCAACGAGGAAGACGCCAUCAAGAGGCUCGAGUCCUCUCUGGCAUGGCGUCGCUCCUUCAAGCCAGACAUCAUCGUCCCCGAAGACGUACGCGUGGAAGGCGAGACGGGCAAGUCCCUCCCGCUAGGCUACGACGUCGAGGGUCGCGUGGUCCUCUACCUCAAUCCGGGAAAGGAGAAUACCAGGCCUUCGGAGCGCCAGAUCCGACACGUCGUCUGGGGUCUAGAACGAGCCAUAGACCUUCUACCCCCCUACCAGAGCAAGCUCACCUUGGUCAUCGACUUCAAGCACUCUUCCCAAGCGCAGAAUCCCAACAUGUCCACUUCCAUCCGAGUCCUCUCCAUCCUGCAGAAUCACUACGUGGAACGCCUGGGCCUAGGCUUGGCCCUCAAUCCACCCUGGUACCUCAAUGCCUUCUGGGCCUCCCUUCAACCCUUUCUCGAUCCAAUCACAAAGACCAAAGUCAAGUGGAACCCGCAGGGCGAAGAGCUCCGUGGUCUUAUUCCACCUCAACAGCUUCCAAAGUAUUAUGGUGGCGACUACAACUUUGUGUUUGACAAGGACAUCUUUUGGAAGGAGAUUACGGACUGGUGCGGAAUUGCCGAGGAUGGCAAGAGGAGUCAUGAAAGUUGGAGCAAGAAGGGAGGGAAACCCGAGGAGGUGGACAUGGCAGUGACAGAUCGUCAAGGGGCCGCUACCAAUGCAGGUCGCCCAGCUUCGAUAGCCUCAUCGGCAUCCGAUGGAGCUUCCUUCACGAGCGCAAGCGGGGAAGCGAAUGGCGCACCGCCAUGACAGGUCGGUCGGGUCAGGUCAGGUUAGGUCCGAUCCGCUAGACGAUUCAGACAUUUCAGGUCAGAAUUGGGAAAGGGUUGGACACGAAGCAUGUCUUAUAGAGCCAGUGCCAAGAUGUGGACGCAGACGCAGACGCAGACGCAGCUGCAGGCAAGACGAUACCUAGACUAGGAGCCACUCCACUUGUGUACCGUAGAGCAGCCAGAGCGAUCCACUCGACGCCCAUCCAAAUUUUUAUCCACAAUGACAUUCAUCCCCC